AUGUACAAAAAGGCCGAAGCCUCGUUCUGGACGGCGGAAGAAAUUGAUCUCGCCGGAGAUCUGCAAGAUUGGGACAAGCUUUCUUCCAACGAGCGUCACUUCGUCUCCCACGUCCUCGCCUUUUUCGCCGCUUCCGACGGUAUCGUCAACGAGAACCUCGCCGGCAACUUCGCCACGGAAAUACAGUCCGCCGAAGCCCGCUGCUUUUACGGAUUCCAAAUUGCCGUCGAAAACAUUCAUUCCGAAACCUAUAGUCUCCUCAUUGAUACCUACGUCCGUGACGCUGCCGAGAAGGAUCAUCUGCUGCACGCCAUUGAGACAGUCCCGUGUGUACAGAAAAAAGCCUCCUGGGCCUUGCAAUGGUGCGACGCCAACCACGCCAGUUUUGCCGAACGCUGCGUUGCCUUUGCUGCCGUCGAAGGCAUCUUCUUCAGCGGCAGCUUUUGUGCCAUCUUUUGGCUCAAGAAACGCGGACUCAUGCCCGGUCUAUGCUUCUCCAACGAACUUAUCUCGCGGGACGAAGGACUGCACUGCGACUUCGCCUGCCUGCUUUAUUCCAAACUGCAAAAUCAACUACCCGUCGCCCGGAUCGUGGAGAUUAUCACCGAUGCCGUGACCAUUGAACAAGAGUUUGUACAAGAUGCCCUGCCCGUGGAGCUGAUCGGUAUGAACAGUACCCUCAUGUGCCGCUACAUUGAAUUCUGUGCCGACCGACUGCUGGUCGCCCUGGGCUGUCCCAAGCACUACAAGGCCGUCAACCCCUUUGACUGGAUGGAAAUGAUCUCGCUACAGGGCAAGACCAACUUUUUUGAGAAGCGCGUGGGUGAGUACGCCAAAUCCGGGGUCGGCGAAAAGGACAAUCACUGUUUUGAUCUUGAAGCCGACUUUUAA
Molecule: messenger RNA, 891 nt
Organism: Phaeodactylum tricornutum CCAP 1055/1
Lineage: Eukaryota; Bacillariophyta; Bacillariophyceae; Surirellales; Neidiaceae
Exons: 1
Coding region: 1-891 (296 amino acids)
Biological process (GO): deoxyribonucleotide biosynthetic process
Molecular function (GO): oxidoreductase activity
Source: RefSeq, a predicted model, not a curated record